Messenger RNA from Closterium sp. Naga37s-1, 492 nucleotides. The record is from the annotation of a GenBank genome assembly. Lineage: Eukaryota; Viridiplantae; Streptophyta; Zygnematophyceae; Desmidiales; Closteriaceae.
AUGGCCGUAAUGCGUCUGUUUCGAAGACACUGCGGCGUCCUAACGUUCUUCGGAACGUUCGCGUACUUGAUUGGUUGCCACGUCAUCAUGCGCACCCACGAGACCCGCACGGAGGGCGUGCUUGACUGCGCAGGCGCGCUCACCGUCCUCGCUACAAAGCUCACCGCUGUCGCGUAUAACUACCAGGACGGGCUCACGCUGCUGGAGGAGAAGGACGAAGGCGCGCAAGCCAAGGACGAGAAGGAGAGGAAGGAAUUGACCGAGGAGCAGAGACGGCGGGAGGAGCGGACGGAGCGCUCGCGAUUGGAGCGGCGAAAGGCGGCGCUGGUUACGAUGCCGUCGGUGGUGGCGGUGAUGGGGUACCUGUUCUGCCUCGGGCUGCACAUGACGGGCCCCUUCUUCGACUUCACCACCCACCAUCACUGGACCCAACGACAAGGGGUACGUUCCUUCACCGUUGCCACACUUCCCUUGUAUCCCCCUCUCCACUGA